Molecule: messenger RNA, 1469 nt
Organism: Tarenaya hassleriana
Lineage: Eukaryota; Viridiplantae; Streptophyta; Magnoliopsida; Brassicales; Cleomaceae
Product: endoplasmic reticulum-Golgi intermediate compartment protein 3
Exons: 12
Coding region: 133-1194 (353 amino acids)
Cellular component (GO): COPII-coated ER to Golgi transport vesicle; endoplasmic reticulum
Source: RefSeq, a predicted model, not a curated record
UUCAAGCUUUGUUGUCUUCCCGGAAACCUGUCAUUCAGAUCUUUCUCGCCUCUUGUCUCUCGGCCACGCUUCAACCUGUUAUCAGCCUCAGUUUCAAUUUAAAAAGUCUAUGAUAUCGAAGAAGUUAGGAAGAUGGGUGUGAAGCAAGCUCUGAGGAGUCUCGAUGCGUUUCCUCGGGCAGAGGAUCACUUGCUCCAGAAGACGCAGUCUGGUGCCAUCGUGUCCAUUAUCGGCCUCGUUAUAAUGGCCACUUUGUUCCUGCAUGAGCUCAGUUACUAUCUCAACACAAUUACAGUUCAUAAGUUGUCAGUGGACGUAAAGCGUGGAGAAACUCUUCCAAUCCAUAUAAAUAUGACAUUUCCUUCUUUGCCUUGCGAUGUGUUGAGUGUAGAUGCUAUCGACAUGUCAGGCAAGCAUGAAGUGGAUCUUGACACAAACAUUUGGAAACUCCGUCUGAAUGCUCAUGGUCAUAUCAUUGGCACAGAGUAUAUAUCCGAUCUUGUUGAAAAGGAACAUGAUCACUCUUCUCACAAGCAUGAUGGCAAAGAAGAACAUAAGGAUCAUACCGAAACAUUCAGUUUUUUUGGAUUUGAUCAAGCUUCUGAGAAGAUGAUUAAAAAGGUGAAGCAAGCAUUGGAAGAUGGAGAAGGAUGCCGGGUCUAUGGUGUUCUAGAUGUACAAAGAGUUGCUGGAAACUUCCACAUAUCAGUGCAUGGGUUGAACAUUUACGUCGCUCAGAUGAUUUUUGGAGGAUCAAAGAAUGUGAACGUGAGUCAUACAAUUCACGAUCUAUCAUUUGGGCCGAAGUAUCCUGGAAUUCACAACCCACUUGAUGGGACAGUGCGGAUGCUUCACGACACAAGUGGAACGUUCAAAUAUUACAUAAAGAUUGUACCGACGGAGUAUGGAUACCUCUCGAAAGAAGUUCUAUCCACUAAUCAAUUCUCUGUGACGGAAUAUUACUUGCCAAUGAACGAGUUUGACCGGACAUGGCCAGGUGUUUACUUCUUAUAUGACCUGUCGCCUAUCACUGUGGCGAUCAAGGAAGAACGCCGUAGUUUUCUCCACUUCCUCACCCGGCUUUGCGCUGUAUUGGGCGGUACAUUUGCCUUGACAGGAAUGCUAGAUCGUUGGAUGUUCCGUUUGCUUGAAUCAAUCACCAAGAGGCCGAGUUCCGGAAGCAGACUAAAGUGAACAAAAUAGUGAAUCCAAUUACCAAACACAUCAGUUCCCGGAUUCCCAGAGAGAAACCUCGGAAGAAUCCAUGGAUUUUUCCUAGCGGCUCAGCUUCUCAUGCAUUGUCUCUCUGCUUUUCCUUUUCUCUGUACGAACGGAGAAAAUUUUCUUCUUUUUGUAGCGACCAAAAAUAAAACCUAAAUGAAUUUGUACAAACUCUUGAAUUUUUCAGCUUUUACAUGUAGACUAGUUUCUACAUCAACCUAUUCAUAUAACAAAAAAAGUUCUGCCAA